Molecule: messenger RNA, 555 nt
Organism: Zygotorulaspora mrakii
Lineage: Eukaryota; Fungi; Ascomycota; Saccharomycetes; Saccharomycetales; Saccharomycetaceae
Gene: MXR1
Product: peptide-methionine-S-sulfoxide reductase
Exons: 1
Coding region: 1-555 (184 amino acids)
Biological process (GO): cellular response to oxidative stress
Cellular component (GO): cytoplasm
Molecular function (GO): peptide-methionine (S)-S-oxide reductase activity
Source: RefSeq, a predicted model, not a curated record
AUGAUGUCUACUGUUUCCAAGACCAUCAAGUUUAACCCACAGACAGAGAAGCUGCUCACGCUGGGAGCCGGGUGUUUCUGGGGUACAGAGCACAUAUAUCGCAAAGAAUUCGGCGAUAGGAUUACCGAUUAUAAAGUUGGUUAUGCCAAUGGCGAUGAAUCUAAAAAGGAUUUGAAAGAUGCGAUAUCUUACAAAAGGGUCUGUGGUGGUGACACAGAUUUCAAUGAAGUUUUGCAGGUGUCAUACAAUCCCAAAACGGUCGGCAUGAAAGAAUUGGUUGAUUUCUUCUUCAGAAUCCACGAUCCAACGACUUUGAACUCACAGGGUCCGGACACAGGCACCCAGUAUCGCAGUUCCUUGUUUGCACAUUCUCAGGAGGAUCUACAGUUGUUGAAAGAGCUCAAAGCACAGUGGCAACCGAAAUGGAACAACAGGAUAAAAACAGAGGUGGAAAUGAUUCAAAAUUUUUUCGACGCCGAGGAAUAUCAUCAGUUGUAUCUGGACAGGAAUCCAAACGGAUAUUCAUGUCCUACACACUACGUCAGGGACAUGUAG